Molecule: messenger RNA, 2970 nt
Organism: Symbiodinium natans
Lineage: Eukaryota; Dinophyceae; Suessiales; Symbiodiniaceae
Source: the annotation of a GenBank genome assembly
AUGCCGCCCGAGGGUGGUGCCGAGGAAGCAUCUGAGAUAGAUGGCUCCACACCGGCUUCAACUCCGGCCCCCUCGCCUCCCGCAUCAUCUCCUAUAGAUGAGGACAGAGACACAAGACAGACUCCGAUUAGCGAGGGCGGCAAAGACACGCCAAAGGCAAAGCUGGACAAGGGCCAGAAGACGUUCAAGGAAACCAAGGGCACCAAGUCUCAAGUCUUCCAGACCGGACCUGGCCAGCCAGGGCAACAAGCAGAGGAAGUGAUGCUGGCCGAAGCGGAGGAGGACCAUCAGGCCCAGAGCAGCUCUUCGAAGAAGAAGAAGAGCGAGUCCAGCAAGGUGGGCGAGAAGCCCAAAGGAAAGAGUGACAAGCUCCAUGGCCCAGGCUCAAAACAGAAGACCAAGGCAGGUGAAAAGAAGGGAAAAGAGUCGAAGCCUGGUGAAGGGGCUGAUGUGGAGGGAAAGACUCCAAAGAUGACGGAGGGAGGAGAGACCGAAGGUGAAGAAUCGGUACAAGGCGGAAGCACCCGGCGCGGCAGAAAGAGGCGUUUCGGUUCUGCCCCCGGGAAACCAAAAGACAAGGGCGAGAAGAUGGGUGAAAAGCAGGGCAAGACAACUGCGCGCCGUGCGGGAUGCAUUUUCCCUGUGGCUCGCAUCCACCGGUUCCUCAAGUCGUACGCGACGGCAAAGAUGCGAGUCGGCGGUUCUGCUGGUAUCUUCACGGCCGCUGUGAUGGAGUACUUGGCAGCAGAGGUGCUGGAGCUUGCUGGCAACGUUUGUGGGGACUAUCACCUCAAGCGCAUUACGCCGCGGCACUUGCAGAUUGCAAUUCGCAGCGAUGAAGAGCUUGCCGGCUUCGUCAAGGCAACGAUUGCUGGAGGGGGCGUCAUCCCAAACAUCAACCAGUCCUUGUUCCCCAAUAUUCGGCUCCGCGAAGAUGAAGCGUACAAGGUGAAGUUCACAUCCAAGAGACAGCUUCACAUCGAUCCUGGAGCCGAAAUGUACGGACCCGGGCCGUUCGGAAAGGGGCUCACGAGUGCCAAGCGUUGCAGGAUCAGGCUGAACAUGAAGGCCGAGAGCGAGAAAUUCCGACUCGAAGCUAACAAAGCUAGCUGGACUCAUGGGCCGCAGGCGCAUGCGAGGCACUACCCCGCAAACUUGGUCAUCACGUCAAAGUACACGAUCUUAAAUUUUGCCCGAGGCAACUACACUCCUUUAUUCUACGGCUUCAUUAAGUUUUACUCCACAUUCGCAGCUUUGCUCAUCAUGAUGACAGCAUCAGCCGUCAUUGCAGCCCUUGACGACAAGCGUCGCCAUGAAGCUGAUGUAAUCACCAACAGUCAAACAGCUCACCGACUCAGAGUCCAUGGAGGCAAAGGCGUCCUAGAGGACGUGGUUUGGGCAGAUGUGGUGGUUGGUGAUGUUCUUGUGGUGGCUGGAGAGGAAGAAUUCCCUGCUGACCUGGUUCCACUGGCCUCAUCCAGCGAGGGUGGGUGCUACGUGUCGACCGCCAACCUCGAUGGCGAAACAAACUUGAAGCUCAAAGAAUCAGCUUCAUCGACGCAGCGGGCUUUGGUCCGCGGCGCGGACAACGCGCGGCCGCUCUUGGACCAAGCUGUUGAGAGGCUCAGUUCCCUUGCUGAGGGUCUUCUGGUGGCGGAGGCGCCCCAGAAAUCCAUCCACACCUUCAAGGGAUGCUUGCGCCAGAGCGGCGCCGAAGAGCCCCUGAGCUCGAAGAACUUCUUGCUCCGUGGCACGGUCCUGAAAAACACCUCCUGGGUUUUGGGAGUGGUGAUCUACACCGGACCGGAGACACGGAUGGUCAUGAACUCCAGAAAGGCCAAGGCCAAAUACGCCAACAUAGAGAGGGUAAUCAACCGCUCCAUGUUGGUGGUUGUUGGUGCACAAUGUUUGAUGGCGCUCAUCAACGAUAUCGUAUACCUCGCGACCAAAGAGCAGUUCAUGAGGUACUGGUACCUGUUUCCAGCCGGAGAAUCCCGGCAGAUCAUUCUGCCAGAGUGUAUAGGUUACUGGCUCACCUUUUUCGUGCUUUAUUCGAAUUUGAUGCCCAUAUCUCUUUACUUCACAAUGGAGGUGUGCAAUACUGCGCAGGCAUACUUCAUCAAGAACGACAUUGAGAUGUAUGACGAGGCCCAAGACUGCCCAGCAAACGCUCGAACAACGAACCUUUGCCAUGAGCUUGGGCAAGUCUCAUACAUCUUCUCAGACAAGACGGGAACGCUGACACAGAACGUCAUGGAGCUGAAGCGCCUCUCCAUUCAAGGCAUGGAGAAGCUCAUGGAAUCGCUGUCUGCUGGCAGAAUGUGGGUUCCAGGGUCGACCGGCGAUGAAGCUGGCGAGGUGUUGGCGGUGUCGCAUACAGUGGUCUCCACUCGCGAUCGAGCCGGCAACCUCAAGUACGAGGCCGAAAGCCCCGACGAAGGUGCUCUGGUUGAGGCUGUGAGCGACCUGGGCUGGAGCUUUAUGGGGCGAACCAACGAGGAACUCACAGUCGAGGUGGAAGCUGAAGCCUCGAGGAUACCUAGGGUGUACCAGGUUUUGGGCCUGAACGCCUUCACGUCAGCCAGGAAACGACAAUCCGUUGUCGUAAGACGACCUUCCGGGGAGGCCCUCCUCCUCGUCAAGGGUGCGGAUGAUAUCAUGCAGCAGCUGGCCAAGGAUCCGAGAACCUUUCCGGAGGAGCAUCUACAGAUGUUUGCCAAGCAGGGCCUGCGGACGCUGGUUCUGGGGAGGCGCUUCCUCACAGAGCAAGAGCUCCAAGGCUGGCAAGCCGACUACGCCAGGGCACAGUCUUCCAUGGAGGACAGAGAAGCUGCUCUGGCAGGUGUUGCUGCUCGGAUAGAGAGUUCACUGGAGAUAGUCGGAGUCACAGCCAUAGAGGACAAGUUGCAGGUGGGUGUGGAGGAUGCGAUCGUCAAGAUUCGGCAGGUUGCCCGACUGUCUCGCAUGUAG